UCAAAACAUCAUUUCAAACGAACUGGAAACGAAGAAAAUCAAAGGCUUUUAUCGAUGGUUGGUUUUUAAUCGAAACUCUAAUCGAGGCUAGUAAGAUGCUUCUUCGCGUAGGUUUUGUUCUACUGGUUUUAUUAUCCUUGGCCAAUUGUCGAUCUACCAAAAAAUUUUAUAAAAGACAAGCUGAAACCUGUGGAGGAGGAUGUUCUUCAGAAUGUGCCCCAGCUUGUACUCUUACUUGUUGCACUCAAGCUCCACCACCUCCGCCUCCACCCCCACCGCCGCCUCCAUCCCCUGGACCACCUGGUCCUGAUGGACCAAUUGGACCUCCCGGACAGCAAGGACCACAAGGCCCAAAAGGACCUGCAGGAUUACCUGGUAAUCCUGGGAUUCCUGGGCCGCCAGGGCCGCCUGGUAACCCAGCCGGAACCAUUGGACCAACCGGUCCCCCGGGCCCUCUUGGAGCUACAGGUCCAGCUGGUCCAACAGGGGACAGCGGACCACCAGGUCCACCCGGACCUCCUGGAGUUCAAAUGCCACCAGGCCCUCCGGGACCCCCAGGACCCCCAGGUCCUAAUGGACCCCCAGGACCUAAUGGACCACUUGGACCACCUGGUGAAGCCGGACAACAAGGUAGUCCAGGUGGGGGAGGAAUUGGAGGAUGUAAGGGCAACCCAGCUGGAUGUCAAGGACCAAACGGACCAAAUGGACCAARCGGACCAAUGGGAUCACCUGGUCCAAACGGAGACAUGGGACCACCAGGUCCUCCAGGACCCCCUGGACCUCAACUGCCUCCCGGUCCACCGGGACCAGCUGGUCCACGUGGACCUUCAGGACCUCCAGGGCCAAAUGGACCACUGGGACCGCCAGGAGAUGUUGGCCCAGCCGGACCAAGUGGAGGACCAGGUCUACCAGGAAGUACAGGGAAUCCAGCAGGACCUCAAGGUCCUUUAGGNCCACCUGGACCAAACGGAAAUAAAGGACCAGCUGGUCCAACAGGAGACAUGGGACCACCAGGUCCUCCGGGACCCCCUGGACCUCAAAUGCCACCAGGCCCACCGGGACCAGCUGGUCCACGUGGACCUUCAGGACCUCCAGGAUCAAAUGGACCACUUGGACCGCCAGGAGAUGUUGGUCCAGGUGGACCAAGUGGAGGACCUGGUCUACCAGGAAGUAAAGGAAAUCCAGCUGGACCCCAAGGUCCUUUAGGGCCACCUGGACCAAACGGAAAUAAUGGACCACCUGGUCCAACAGGAGACAUGGGACCACCAGGUCCUCCCGGACCCCCUGGACCUUCAUUGCCACCAGGUCCACCGGGACCAGCUGGUCCACGUGGACCUUCAGGACCUCCAGGAUCAAAUGGACCACUUGGGCCGCCAGGAGAUGUUGGUCCAGGUGGACCAAGUGGAGGACCAGGUAUUCCAGGAAGUAAAGGAAAUCCCGCAGGACCUCAGGGCCCCUUGGGACCCCCAGGACCGAAUGGACCAAAAGGACACCCAGGACCAGUAGGAGAUAUGGGACCACCAGGUCCUCCGGGACCCCCUGGACCUCAAAUGCCACCAGGUCCGCCUGGACCAGCUGGUCCACUCGGACCAUCAGGACCCCCAGGACCAAACGGACUGCUUGGACCACCAGGUGAAGCUGGACCACAUGGCGUACCAGGAGGGCCAGGAAUACCAGGAUGUAAAGGUAAUCCAGCUGGAUGUCAAGGACCAAAUGGGCCAACAGGACCAAACGGACCAACAGGACAACCAGGACCAGUAGGAGAUAUGGGACCUCCCGGUCCACCUGGACCACCGGGACCGGCAAUGCCGCCAGGCCCUCCAGGUCCACCAGGUCCAACAGGACCUAAUGGACCCCCAGGACCUAAUGGACCACUUGGACCACCUGGUGAAGCCGGACCACAUGGUGGACCAGGAGGUGCAGGAAUUGGAGGAUGUAAGGGCAACCCAGCUGGAUGUCAAGGACCAAUCGGACCAACUGGACCGAAUGGACAAAUGGGAGCAGUUGGUCCUACAGGAGAUAUUGGCCCACCCGGUCCUCCUGGACCACCUGGACCUCAAAUGCCUCCAGGCCCACCUGGAUCGCCAGGUCCAACAGGACCUUCAGGACCCCCCGGACCAAAUGGGCUAAUUGGACAGACAGGAGAAGCUGGUCCAUCCGGACCCCCUGGUAGCGCAGGAGAAUGUCCUCAUAUUUGUGAGACAGCUUGCUUGUCAACUUGUCCAGCGACCUGUUGCAAAAAGUUCAAGAUUCAUAAGAAGUCCAAGAUUAGUGGCAAGAGAGAAAACAAGAAGAAGGCUAAAAUAGCACGACUAAGGUUUAUUCACAAAUUUAAAGUGACGAUGAAAUUUCAAAUAGUUAUUUGUAUAUUCCUUGCCUUGGCAGUUCUUGCCUCUGCCAAGUCUCUCAAAUCAAAGGCCAAGUCAGGGUCAAAGAGACAAUGCUGUCCACCUCCAUGUUGCCCACCACCACCACCACCAUGCUGUUCCUCACCACAGCCCGCUCAACCAGGACCCCCAGGACCAUCCGGAUGCACUGGACCCCCAGGAUCACCAGGAUGUCCAGGACCUAAGGGAUGUACUGGACCAUGUGGACCACCAGGGUUACCAGGCCCACCAGGACCCCCAGCACGCCCAGGACCCCCAGGACCACCUGGUUGCAUGGGACCCCCAGGAGUACCAGGAUGUCCUGGACUUAAAGGAUGCCCAGGACCAUGCGGACCCCCAGGACCUCCAGGACCACCAGGACCACCAGGAGCCCCUGCUCCCCCACCACCACCACCAUGCUGUCCUCCUCCUGCUGCUCCAUGCCCUGCACCUUGCCCUGCACCCUGCCCACCAUGCUUAUUGAGUCAGUGCAAAGACAAAAUGGAUCUCAAAGUAGGAGUAUUGGUUCUGGCAGCUGUAAUAUGCGUUGUCCACUCAAAGUCUUUGUCUGAGAGUAAAAGACAAUGUUGUCCUCCACCACCACCACCUCCAGUAUACCCACCGCCACCUCCCCCACGUCCAGCUUUACCCGGACCUCCUGGACCAGCUGGAUGCCAUGGACCCAUUGGUGCCCCAGGAUGCCCAGGACCUAAGGGCUGCACUGGACCAUGUGGACGCCCCGGACCCCCAGGCCCACCAGGACCCCCAGCAAUUCCCGGCCCACCAGGACCUCCUGGACCACCUGGAUUAAUCGGAAAGCAAGGAUGUCCAGGACUUAAGGGAUGUCCAGGACUAACAGGACCCCCUGGACCACCAGGACCACCAGGACCUCCAGGASCUCCCGCUCCUCCUCCACCUCCACCUCAUCCUUGCUGUGGCAAAUUUGUCCUACAUACUGAAAAGAUGGAUUUAAAAGUCAUACUCAUUGUGGUCGUAGCUGUGAUCUGCACAGCCAACGCCAAGACACUGGAAUCAAUUUUUAAAAGGAGUCCCGAUCCAAUGCCUUGUGGUCCAUCUUGCCCUGCCAAAUGUUAUCCCCGUUGCUUAUUCAGCUGUUGCACCGUACCUGCUACACCUCCACCACCAGUUCCAGGCACCCACCCACCCUUCGCACCACCCCCACCACCUAUGGUCUUCCCAGGACCACCAGGAUACAAAGGCCUUCCUGGUCUUCCAGGAUGCAUAGGAACAAAAGGAUGUGAUGUAACAUUCAUGAGUCACUUGAUUUACAAGCAACGUUGGGAUUGUGUCAAGUUCGCCAUGGAAUUUAGGUUGGCCAUUCUUUUCACUAUUGGCCUGACCUGGGCGGUCAAUGCCAAAGUCGUUGACAAGCGGGAAGCCAAUCCGUGUGGUAAUGGAUGCGCCCCAAGUUGCGCACCAUUAUGCUCAAUCAGUUGUUGUGGAACAGGCCCACCAGGAUCCAACCCCCCACUGAACCCUGCCGGUCCAGCACCACCACCACCAGCAUCACCACCAAUUUACGGGCCAGCCGGAUUUCCUGGUGCACAAGGACCAGUUGGAGGACAAGGAGCUCAAGGUCCUCCUGGAAACCCCGGUGUUCCCGGACCUCCAGGACCACCCGGGCCUCCAGGACCCCCUGCCCCACCAGGACCUGCACCUCCAGCGUGUGCUCCACCAUACUGUCCUGGCAGAAGAUAGACAUUUUACAUCGAUUCACUAGGUUUUUGGUAGUAAAGGUGUUGUACUGUAAGAGAUGUUUUAAUCUUGAUGACAACAGAAGACGUGUUGUUGUGUAUUUAAUUGCGCUUUAAUUUUGCUCUUUAAGUUUUAGUUAUUCUCAGUUUAGUGUAAUUUAGCUAUUUAUUAUACAUUUUUUGUUAUUAUGCAUGUAUUUCUUGCAAAAACUAUUGUUACUUCUUGAUAUCAUAUCAUAAAAUAUAAAAUAAAGUUAAUAAAAAAG
Actinia tenebrosa (Australian red waratah sea anemone) is the source of this 4347-nucleotide messenger RNA. RefSeq lists its product as uncharacterized. Lineage: Eukaryota; Metazoa; Cnidaria; Anthozoa; Actiniaria; Actiniidae. The record is from RefSeq and is a predicted model, not a curated record. Gene Ontology annotation, molecular function: extracellular matrix structural constituent conferring tensile strength. Gene Ontology annotation, biological process: extracellular matrix organization.